UUCUUCUUUUUAUUCAUUUAUGAUUUUUUUUUAUGUUCCUUUUCUGAACUUGUCUCCAACGGGGAUGCAAGGAAACACGAUGUUUUCUCAAAAUCACCGUGAAAUAUGUUGGUUUCUUCAGUCGCAAAUGAACACACCUUUUGACCAGGGAUGAGUUUGAAGGAGAAUGUAGCUAAGACAGGCAACACUGAGGACAAUGCUAGUCAAAUGUGGACCUUAUGCAAACAUGCUUUCUAUGAUUUAACUCAUGUUUCUCCGGUGGUGUUUCUGUUCCUGCUGAAAGAAUGUUAUUAUUAUGGCACAUGUAAGGCAUCAACAAAAUUCCGAGCCCUUCAACAUCAAGUACAUCUUGUUCUUAGUAAUGAUCCAAAACCCGAACCAGCAACUUUUAUUGUUCAGUGCAUGUAUGUCUCUCCAUUAUUUGAAGAUCAUAGUCAAGGAUUUACUCAUCUGAUAAUAUCUGCUCUUCGCCGAUUCCUGAAAAGAUCAACAACCACUACAGAAGACUCAUUGGAGGUGAAAGACCUAGUUGCCCAUCUACUUGUAGAUAUUAUUUGGGGCCAGAUCGAUCAUGAUGAAAAGAUUGUCCUGAAGCUACUCGAGAUUUUUGAUGUAAAACUAACAAAUGUUGAGAAAGCAAUGUGUCAAAUUAAGGAAAAACAUGAUUUAAGUUGUGGUACAGCAAAAGAAUUUGUUGAACAGUAUAUUGUUGAGUUGGUAAAAUCCCAGUUGUACAUGACAGCUGUCACUUUAAUAGAGCAAUUCUCUGUCUACCAGUAUGGCCAGUCUUUUCUCCUUGAUAUGAUACAGAGUAAUCAAUUCAAAGCCGCAGAGAAGUGGGCAACAUUUAUGGGGAAACAAAUGCUAUCCACACUUGUAGAGGAGUUCAUUGAGAGGAACAUGCUAAAGAAUGCCCAUGAGAUUAUAAAGAAAAAUAAUCUAAAGCAGGAUUUUCCUGAUGUAUACAAAAGGUGUAAAGAAAGCUCACUAAAAAACUUGGCAGAAAAAGGAUGCUGGGAGGUUGCUGAGGCAAGAAUAAACAAUGAUAGACAGCUUAUGGAAUAUCUGGUUUAUUUGGCAAUGGAAGCUGGAUACAUGGAGAAAGUUGAUGAACUGUGUGAUCGGUACUCCCUAUCCAGGUUUUUGGACAUCAAUGUACCUGAAACAAGUAAUCUGCAAGGGCAUUAUUUAAAUCUUGAUGAAUUAUUGGUUGAAAGCAUCAUUUGGGUUGAUGAAGUUGAAGGUUUGCUUGAUGCAACAAGGCAUAUUGAGGGUUUUAAAGUUAUAGGUCUUGACUGUGAAUGGAAACCCAAUUAUAUAAAAGGCAGCAAACCAAACAAGGUUUCUAUCAUGCAGAUUGCUUCUGAAGAUUCGGCUUUUAUCUUUGAUCUGAUAAAGUUACACAAAGAAGUGCCUGACAUUUUAGAUAACUGUCUAUCUCGCAUUUUGCUGUCACCUAGAAUUCUAAAACUUGGCUAUAAUUUCCAAUGCGAUGCAAAGCAACUUGCUUAUUCGUAUGAAGAGUUGAGAUGUUUCAAGAACUAUGAAAUGUUGCUGGACAUCCAGAAUGUUUUUAAAGAACCUCGGGGUGGUUUGGCUGGGCUUACAGAGAAAAUACUGGGAGCUAGUUUAAACAAGACAAGACGAAACAGCAAUUGGGAGCAAAGACCUUUAACUCCACAUCAAUUAGAAUACGCUGCUCUGGAUGCUGUUGUACUUGUUCACAUAUUCCGCCAUCUUCCUUGUCAAGGACAUAAUAAAGAUAAAUCUGAGUGGAAGUCUUGCAUCGUGUCCCUCACCGAAAACGCCAAGAAAUUCAAGAAAUGUGUACCAAAGAUUGUAGACACUUGACAAGGAGACCAGCAAGCAUUGAUUUCUGAUGAAUUGAGAUCGAAUUUUUUAACUGAUUGCAUGUGUAUAUGGAAAAGUUCCUAUAGAAAAAUAAGAAAUUUUCAAGAGGUAAAUGAUAAUUAAUUUCAUUGAAUAUUUUCUUUUUCUUUUUUUGUAUAUGACAUACAAUUUGAAAUUUGGCAUUUUGUACAUGCUAUAUUUACUAGCUGCAAUUACAGUUGUAUAGGGUGAUACCCAAAAUUAGCGCGAUAAACUUAUAUGUAGUUUUUUUUAAAGAGAAACUAUAUAUAGUUUUCUUUUUUGAACCAAGAAAUUGUAUAUAGUGGAGGGUGAUGAACAUGGCUAAAUUUAGACUGACCAAUUUACCUCCAUUCACCUCUGAUCUCUCCUUUCUUCUCUACCAUGAAAUCAUAUAUAAAACACAAUUCAUAGCAUUUCAAGACUCUUGAAUUCCAAUAUCCUUUCUUUCUCUCUAUCUAACCAAGUUAAAGAUUCAUAAUAAAGGGAGAGAGAGAUAGAGGGACAAUCAAACGCCAAUACAUAUAUAGAAGGAAAAUAUAAAACCUGGAUAGAAUUUUGAGAUUUAAGAAUUGAUUAUCAUAUCCAAUCAAAUCAUAUAGAUGGAAGUGAUCCAGCAACGUCAGGCUCAAUCAUUCUGUGUAGGGACGAGACAGAUCCAACUACAUGAAGUGCAACGGAGAACCAUACAUGACAACCGAAUGAGGAUACAAAGGAACAGGGACAGGGCAUCUACUAAUUAUAAGCCAUCUCCAAGGAGUGAACGAAAACCCAAUAAUGAAUCGCGAUGGAAUCACGACGAGACCAAGAGAAAGCGCAGAGUGGCCAAAUACCAGCUUUACGAAACCCAAGGCAAGGCCAAGUCUUCUCUUAAGGAAGGAUUUCGCAGUAUUAAGGUCACGUACAUGAAGAUCGUCGCCAAUUUUUAGCUAUAAUGCAUUGGAAUGUGUCAUCUUUAUAUUACGUUACUUGUAUUGUAUAUGUGAGGGAACCUUCCUCGUGGUUUCAAUCCGGUGAAUGCGCUUUCGAGAGUUUGCUAUACAUGUACAGAUUCUUGCUUUGCAUGUUUGCUUUUUUCUAGGAUAAAUAUGGGUUGCGUUUCUUUCUUUCUUG
This is a messenger RNA of Glycine soja, 2982 nucleotides long. RefSeq lists its product as uncharacterized. Gene Ontology annotation, molecular function: 3'-5' exonuclease activity; nucleic acid binding. The record is from RefSeq and is a predicted model, not a curated record. Gene Ontology annotation, biological process: nucleobase-containing compound metabolic process. NCBI's taxonomy places the organism in Eukaryota, Viridiplantae, Streptophyta, Magnoliopsida, Fabales, Fabaceae. The transcript has 11 exons. Bases 151 to 1851 code for a protein of 566 amino acids.